Carlito syrichta (Philippine tarsier) is the source of this 1493-nucleotide messenger RNA. It is a transcript of the gene KERA, whose product is annotated as keratocan. The transcript has 3 exons. Gene Ontology annotation, molecular function: protein binding. The record is from RefSeq and is a predicted model, not a curated record. Lineage: Eukaryota; Metazoa; Chordata; Mammalia; Primates; Tarsiidae. The coding region runs from base 190 to 1248 and encodes 352 amino acids.
AAAGGUGUUCAGGGUAGCUGUUCCGGGUAGGUUUUACUUUUUCUCAUAGGCUUGACAGCAUCAAGAAAAACAAUUUAUUUUAGUCAAUUUUUUUUCUCUCUCUCUUAACUGAUUUUUUUUUUUUUAAGCAAACUUCAGACCCAGACACACAGGACUCAGCGGUAUAUUCCUGGAAGGCAAGGUGCUGCAAUGGCGCCCACCAUCUCUUUUGUAAUCUGUGUGUUAUUCAUAACAGACACCGUAUGGACUCGAAGUGUGAGACAGGUCUAUGAGGUUCAAGAUCCAGAGGACUGGACUAUGCUUGACUUCGAUUGUCCCAUGGAGUGUUUCUGUCCCCCAAGUUUUCCUACUGCUUUAUAUUGUGAAAAUCGAGGGCUCAAAGAAAUUCCUGCUAUUCCUUCAAGAAUCUGGUAUCUUUAUCUUGAAAACAACCAGAUAGAAACGAUUCCUGAAAAGCCAUUCGAGAAUGCCACUCAACUGAGAUGGAUAAAUCUAAACAAGAACAAAAUCACCAACUAUGGAAUUGAAAAAGGAGCACUAAGCCAGUUGAAGAAGCUGCUUUUCUUAUUUCUGGAAGAUAAUGAGCUAGAAGAAGUACCUUCUCCAUUGCCAAGAAGUUUAGAACAACUACAAUUAGCUAGAAAUAAGGUGUCCAGAAUUCCUCAGGGGACCUUCAGCAAUCUGGAAAACCUGACCCUCCUUGAUCUACAACACAAUAAAUUAGUAGACAAUGCCUUUCAGAGAGACACCUUUAAAGGACUCAAAAACCUCAUGCAGCUAAAUAUGGCCAAGAAUGCUCUGAGAAACAUGCCUCCAAGAUUACCAGCCAACACGAUGCAACUUUUUCUAGACAACAAUUCCAUUGAGGGAAUACCAGAAAAUUACUUUAAUGUGAUUCCUAAAGUAGCCUUUCUGAGACUAAAUCAUAACAAAAUAUCAGAUGCAGGUAUCCCAUCAAAAGGUUUUGAUGUGUCAUCCAUUCUAGAUCUUCAAUUGUCUCAUAAUCAACUCACCAAAGUUCCCCGAAUCAGCUCUCAACUCCAGCACCUUCACCUCGAUCAUAACAAAAUCAAAAGUGUGAACGUCUCCGUAAUAUGUCCCACAACAUCCGCACUGUCUGCUGAACAAGAUUCCUUUGGUUAUGGACCUCAUCUUCGCUACCUUCGUCUGGAUGGAAAUGACAUCAAACCACCAAUCCCAAUGGAUUUAAUGAACUGCUUCCGGCUUCUUCAGGCCGUCAUUAUUUAAACACAUCUGUAUCAGAUCUAAAAUUGGUUUAAUGAAUUAAUGUAUCUGACAUGAAAUUUGGCUACCAUUCAUAUGCUUAGUGCAAAAGUCACAUUUCCAAUUGUUCUUGGCCAGCAAUUUCAUUUGUGCAGCUGAUUGUUUUUAUUCAGAGAUGCUUUUGCCAAUGACACGUAGCACAGCCUGUAUUAAUUUGCUUUUCUUUUAAUUAAUAAAACAGACACAGAGUUAAGAUAAUUUAUCAACUC